This is a messenger RNA of Drosophila innubila, 1041 nucleotides long. It is a transcript of the gene ro, whose product is annotated as homeobox protein rough. The coding region runs from base 1 to 1017 and encodes 338 amino acids. Gene Ontology annotation, biological process: regulation of DNA-templated transcription. The record is from RefSeq and is a predicted model, not a curated record. Lineage: Eukaryota; Metazoa; Arthropoda; Insecta; Diptera; Drosophilidae. The transcript has 3 exons. Gene Ontology annotation, molecular function: DNA-binding transcription factor activity, RNA polymerase II-specific; DNA binding.
AUGUUGCAUCAAAACCAAACUCCGCCACAUCAACAUGUGGAAGAUAUUAAGAAAUCUCCGGCAGCUAAACAAACCGUAAUCAUAACUCCGCAGCGUCCUUCUUCUCCGCGCCAAUUCUUUGAGCGUCUUUACGGUCAUCUCGAAACGCGUAAAACGACGAGCGAUAACGACGGUGACAUCGAUGUCUGCACUCAUGGCGUCUCGACUCCUUAUCAAAGUGACGGAGGCAGCGUAUCCUCGCCGGAUAUUUCCAUAAGUGAUGAACGCGUCUCCCUCAUGAGUUGUCCGGCAUACGAAUUGCAUGCACCUCCGGCGGAGUAUACCACCUAUAGGGCUCUUUCAAAUUCCGCAACUUCUCCGACGGCUUUGCCAUUUCCGGCUUUUUCUACGGAUCCCCACAUUACUGCCGGAUUUUCGGCAUUCUUGGCUCGUCGACGGCGCAAGGAGGGACGACAGAGGCGACAACGCACCACAUUUAGCACGGAGCAAACUCUGCGACUGGAGGUCGAGUUCCAUCGCAAUGAAUACAUCUCGAGGAGUCGCCGCUUUGAGCUGGCGGAGACAUUGCGCUUGACGGAGACACAAAUCAAAAUUUGGUUUCAGAAUCGUCGUGCAAAGGACAAGCGCAUUGAAAAGGCACAAAUUGAUCAGCACUACAGGAACUUUGUCGUGGCCAAUGGUUUUAUGAGCACUAUUAUGGGACAAACGAGUUACGCGACGUCACCUGCAGCCCCGGUCAGCAACCCUGGAUUACUAGGUACUACCGGGACUAUAGGCGUCGGAUUGGGCGUGGGCUACUAUGGAACGUCAGCGGGUUUGCCGGCUUUGUUGCCAACGCCAGCCUUGGUUAAGGACAUCAAUUAUGCUGACAUGGAGGAGCAACAACAGCAGCAGCAUCUCAACCAUCACCUCAACCACCCACAGGAGGUGCAUCCCGAACAGCGGAAACGGGAACGGGAACAGGAGCAACAUUGCCGCCCCUUUCUGCCACCGCCGACGCUUAUUAAUACAUGCUAGCGUUUCAGCAUUUAACAACUUUCA